UCAGCUGGCUGCGGCUGAGUUGUGUGUUGGAGCGCACUAAGGUCACAGCACAGACAGAUUGCUUCAUACAAUACCAGUCAUAUUUUCUACCUCCUAUUCAGCUGAGCAGCUUUAGGUUUAGAAGAGUGUUUGUGUUUUUUAAAUUAAAACAACAAAUUUAGAGAAACAAAAAAAGACAUUUAAAACCAAAAAAAAAAAAAAAAAGAUAUUAGAUAUCUGGGAUAUUUCUUGGACUGGAUUACCUCACAUCUCUCCUACAGUGGCUGUAUCAUCCUCACCAUCAAGUCUGGGAAGCUGACUACAGAAUGGCUGCACUCCUGUGGGCGAUGGUUCUGUCUCUGUUCCUGCAGGGAUGUUUGUGCAGUGUUGGGGAGACUAACCAAGGCUGCAGGCUAUGGACUCCAAAAGGACAAGAUGUUUGCUGUAACGCCUGUCAUGCUGGACACCGUCUUUUCCGUAAGUGUGGGCCAAACCCGAAAGAUCUUUGUGUUCGUUGUGAGUCCGGGACAUUUACAGUGAACCCUCUAAACUACAGGUGUAGCAGGUGUACACAGUGUGUAGGGGCUCAAGUCCAUAUGCAAGACUGCACAGCCACAUCUGACACAAAGUGUGGCUGUAAAGAAGGACUCAUCUGUGGUGAUGACAGCUGCUCCUACUGUGUUACAAAGUGUGACAAAGGUUAUGAACCUACUAAGAAUGGUUCUUGCAGAGCAUGUCCAGAGGGAACCUUCAACGACCAAAGUCACCAGAUGUGUAAACCCUGGAGUACCAAGUGUCCCAAUCCAUUUGAACAUAUCGUGGCCAAGGGGAAUGCCUUCACUGACAUUCAGUGUAGUGUUUCACAUAAGAUCGCCACGACACCUGCUCCCAAACAACAGGGAUGGGAAGUGGGCCUGACUGUAAUCACCAUCGUAGCUCUGACGAUCUUUUGCUUCAUCGUCAUCGGCAUUGUAGCCAAGAAAAUCAUCAAGAAACGGCCUAAAGAAGAAGAAGAAGAAAAGCCAGUCACAAAAACACUGAUAAUCAGAACCCCUACAGAUGAUCCUCAGACUUUGAGAGCAAUUGAGUGCAGCUUUCAUGAGGCCCAGCAGGAGCAGGGCAGCAGCUCAGAGUCGCUGGCCUCCAAGGACUCCUCGGACCAGCUCAUUGUAUGAAUCGAAGGGGCCAGAGUGCCACCCUGAAGUACCUGUUAUUUGUUGAAUUGUGUGAAAGGAAACAGGAUAUCCUGGAUAAGAAGGGGUCUUUCUUUGCAAUACUGAGCCAGACUUUUAGUAGGAAGUCUUUUCUGGCUUUAAAUGAAAGAAACAGAGCACUGUGUUUACCUAUCUGCCUUUUAUCCACUCUUUUUUCCUAGAAUCAGAAUAAUGAAAGCUACUGUGAAACUCCUGAUGGGUCAGGUUAGAGAUAACAUUUAACUCUACAAUUACAGCAGGAUAUAAUUAUAGUGAUGAUAGAUUUACACAGGGGGAGGAAGGGGAAUUCAGAGAGGGGAAAAACUAAAGUGGACUUACAAACAUCUAUUCAUCAUGUAAAUGACGACAGACAGUGAGGUUGUGUUUUUUCCUUUCACUGAAGUGUGAAAUAUACAGUAGUUCUAGGAUAGCUUGGAAGUUUUGAAUUAUUCAGAGUUUGGCGCCAGAUAACAGUUACACAAAAUACCUCACAUUAAAACCCAAAGCCUUUUAGAAACCACUGGAAACAACUUUUUAAAAAAUGCUUUCAAUGUAAUUGAACUUGUGCCAAUGGACUGUAUAACAGAACACUGUAGCAUCUGAAUGAGUGUGAACUAGUUUCACUACUCUGAUAUUUGCAUACCUGAGCGGUAAAGCUGCUGAGUGGUGCUGUGUGUGAAUAGUGCAGGUGGGCGUUCAGCUGGGUGUGGAAACUGAAAGCAGACAGGUCUUCUUAGCCCACAUAGGCCUCCCAAAAUAGAUGCUUUGUUUUACCCAGGCACCGCUGACCAGCUUUGUACUGUUUACUGCUGCGUUUGUAGACUUCAGUGAGCCACACUGGACUCCGCCAGUCAUGAUUUUAUGAAGUGAAACUUUUAUGAUUUAUCGGGAUAGUUUGUUACUUUAUGUCAGUCUUUGUUUAUUAUUUAUUAUAUCUAUAAAACACACAAGAGUUCUAAGCAAAUCGAUCAUGUUGAAUACAGCAUGGCCUCUCCCACGCUACUUAACAUUACCAAGAAAUAAGGACUUUCCUACAAUUGCUUCAUUGGUGUCAAAAAGUCCAGUGAGGGGAGUUUCCAUUUUUGUAAAUAGGUAAUCCUACAAUGUUAAAUACCAGGGAAUCUACAGCACAUAGUUUGCAUAUCUCCUGUACCUUUGUGUUGUUAUUAUGAGGUGAAUAUCUGGGGAAAGGUUUAAGUGCACUUACACAAGCUCAGACAUGCCUCUUGAGCAAGACUUUGGCAGCACAGUGGGUAUCCCGGGUGGAAUAUUUAUUUCAGAUGAAAUGUCAGAUGGUGUGAUUAGUCAUGCCAUGUAGUGAAUCUUUGAGAUUCCCAUUACGUGCGUCAUGUGGGAAACCCUCUGGAUAAAUAUGAUAACACAGGGCACAUACCUGAGGCGCACGAGAUAUCAUAAUGAGGCUUAAGGGUCAUGUGGAACCAGUCAGUCCUGUGCUCUUACAGCUUAUCAUCUUGCCCAAUGAAGUGAGCAGUUAAAGACCAAGUGGAACUUUUUUUUUUUAACCAAACGCAUGUCUUUUCUAAACUGUAGCAGGCGUGUAUCUUUCUUCUGAAAUGGAACAUUUGCGAAAUGUGCUGUGUGGGCUUGGGGUUUAAUGUUAGCCCACACCUAUAGUAAUGUAUCAGUGACUGUGUAUGAGUCAUAACUCGAGCGUUGUGAUGUCUGCUAAAAGACCACAAAGUUCAUGGGUGCUGCCUUGACAAGAGUCAUCACAGUACAGUCAACGUCAUGUCAUACAGUAACAUUUUCAUAUGAAGUGUGGCACUUUAAAUAUCAAUUGUUACCAGGUUUAUUGUAUGCACUUCUGGUUUGUGUGAUAUGUGAAUUUAUCUUUCUGCCUCACAUUUGACUAACUGCUCUAAGACUUGUAUUUAUAUCUGUCUUAAACUGUCCAUGGGUUACACUGCAGUAUGCAUUCUGUUUGUACUUUUAUAACUUUUUACACAGACAAUAAAAAUGGGGAUUUUUUAUUUUA
Molecule: messenger RNA, 3168 nt
Organism: Epinephelus lanceolatus (giant grouper)
Lineage: Eukaryota; Metazoa; Chordata; Actinopteri; Perciformes; Serranidae
Gene: tnfrsf9a
Product: tumor necrosis factor receptor superfamily, member 9a
Biological process (GO): regulation of cell population proliferation
Molecular function (GO): signaling receptor activity; protein binding
Source: RefSeq, a predicted model, not a curated record